Messenger RNA from Suhomyces tanzawaensis NRRL Y-17324, 258 nucleotides. RefSeq lists its product as uncharacterized. The transcript has a single exon. Bases 1 to 258 code for a protein of 85 amino acids. NCBI's taxonomy places the organism in Eukaryota, Fungi, Ascomycota, Pichiomycetes, Serinales, Debaryomycetaceae. The record is from RefSeq and is a predicted model, not a curated record.
AUGGUAGCCUCGUUCUCCCCGCCAAGCUGGGAGGAGGUCCGGGUGCAACUACUUCAAUCGCGCGGAUACUUGGGAGCAAUUGUGCAUAGAGUCCAGGCAAUUGAAGGGAUUGACUACAGCGGGGAGGAGGCGCCCCAUUUGUUGCAUGCGAGUAUUUCCUCCGUGUUUAGUGGUGACAAGACUCCGAGCCAUUAUAUGGAACCCGAAAUGGGACUAUUUGUGGGGAUCGCAGGUCACGUGCGACGUACCCCAGGGUAG